This is a messenger RNA of Cladophialophora bantiana CBS 173.52, 477 nucleotides long. RefSeq lists its product as uncharacterized. The transcript is spliced from 2 exons. Gene Ontology annotation, molecular function: DNA-binding transcription factor activity. The record is from RefSeq and is a predicted model, not a curated record. The coding region runs from base 1 to 477 and encodes 158 amino acids. Gene Ontology annotation, biological process: regulation of DNA-templated transcription. NCBI's taxonomy places the organism in Eukaryota, Fungi, Ascomycota, Eurotiomycetes, Chaetothyriales, Herpotrichiellaceae.
AUGUUCGCGAACAUCAAUAACCCGACCGUGGAAUUUCUUCAGUCUGCUCAUGACACUGUCAGGCGUUUCGGAGGACCUCAAGACGUGGACAUUGCCGGUCACUCGAACAGCGUGCCUUGCCUGGAUCAGCCCGAUCUGAAGUACGGCGCCUUCCCGAUGAUGAGCGUACCAGAUCAGGGUAACGGCACACCGAGCAGCCCAGAGUGCGUGCUUGCAUCCUUCGAGCCCGUUAGCACUAUCGCAACCCGGAACGAGAGACGGAAGGCGCAGAACCGCGCAGCUCAAAGAGCUUUCCGCGUUCGCCAGCAGCAAGCUUUAACAGACGCACACUCCAAGCUGCGCUCCCUGCAAGAAGAAUUGGAAGAAGCUACCGGAAAGAAAGAUCAUUUUGAACGACUAUAUAAAAGCCUCAGUCGUGAACAUGAGCGUCUCCUCAGAACGUUUCAGGAGUUAUUGGUGUCGGUACAGUCUACAUAG